Messenger RNA from Mesocricetus auratus (golden hamster), 3764 nucleotides. It is a transcript of the gene Ralgds, whose product is annotated as ral guanine nucleotide dissociation stimulator. Gene Ontology annotation, molecular function: guanyl-nucleotide exchange factor activity. The record is from RefSeq and is a predicted model, not a curated record. The transcript is spliced from 18 exons. Gene Ontology annotation, cellular component: plasma membrane. NCBI's taxonomy places the organism in Eukaryota, Metazoa, Chordata, Mammalia, Rodentia, Cricetidae. The coding region runs from base 88 to 2952 and encodes 954 amino acids. Gene Ontology annotation, biological process: Ras protein signal transduction; positive regulation of GTPase activity.
ACAGGCAGCGCGGAGCUGCCCUGGGCUGGCCCCGCGCCGCCCCGGGUCUCGCGGCCCAGGGGCCGCCCGCGCCACCGCGAGCAGUCCAUGGUGCAGCGCAUGUGGGCCGAGGCGGCCGGGCCCGUAGGGGGCACCGAGUCGUUGUUUCCCGGCUCCCGGCGCUGCCGCAGCGUGUGGGACGCUGUGCGCUUGGAGGUGGGUGUCCCGGACAGCUGUCCGGUGGUGUUGCACAGCUUCACUCAACUAGACCCGGAUCUGCCGCGCCUGGAGAGCUCUACGCAGGAGAUUGGGGAGGAGCUGAUCAACGGGGUCAUCUACUCCAUCUCCCUGCGCAAGGUUCAGCUACACCAGGGAGCCACCAAGGGCCAGCGCUGGCUAGGGUGUGAGAAUGAGGCGGCCCUGAACCUGUACGAGACCUGCAAGGUGCGCACAGUGAAGGCUGGCACUCUGGAGAAGCUGGUGGAGCACCUGGUGCCUGCCUUCCAGGGCAGUGACCUCUCAUACGUCACCGUUUUCCUGUGCACCUACAGAGCCUUCACCACCACUCAGCAGGUGCUAGACCUGCUGUUCAAAAGCAGGUACGGUAGAUGUGACGCCCUCACGGCCUCCUCUAGAUAUGGCUGCAUCCUCCCGUACUCCAGUGAGGACGGUGGACCACAGGACCAACUCAGAAAUGCCAUCUCCUCCAUCCUGGGCACCUGGCUGGACCAAUACUCAGAGGAUUUCUGUCAACCUCCGGACUUUCCCUGCCUCAAGCAGCUGGUGGCUUAUGUGCAGCUCAACAUGCCUGGCUCAGACCUGGAGCGCCGAGCUCACCUUCUUCUGGCCCAGCUGGAGGACCUGGAGCCCAGCGAGGCUGAGCCUGAGGCCCUGUCCCCAGCUCCAGUGCUGUCUCUGAAGCCAGCUUCACAGCUAGAACCAGCUCCAGCGCUGCUUCUGGCGUCCAGCCCGGUGGUGGCAUCAGUGCCAGAGCCAGUACCAGCUUCUGAGCCGGAUCUGUCCCUGGUACCAGCCCUGGGUUCCAGCCUGGUGGUGGCUCCAGCUUCUGAGCCGGAUCUGUCCCCGGUACCAGCCCUGGGUUCCAGCCCGGUGGUGGCUCCAGCUUCUGAGCUGGAGCUGUCCCCGGUACCAGCCCUGGGUUCCAGCCUGGUGGUGGCCCCAGCUUCUGAGCUGGAACCAGCUCCAGCACCACCUCUAGAGCCUGAGCCACCCCUAGCACCGGCUCCAGAGCUGGAGCCAGCUCCCUCGCAGACCUCAGAGCUUGAACCAGCUCCUGUGCCGGCUCCCACACUAGAGCCUUCCUGGCUUUUGCCUGGAGCCACAGAGAAUGGACUGGACGAGAAGCCCCACCUCCUGCUGUUCCCUCCAGACCUGGUGGCUGAGCAGUUUACGCUGAUGGACGCUGAACUAUUCAAGAAAGUGGUGCCCUACCACUGCCUUGGCUCCAUAUGGUCUCAGAGGGACAAGAAGGGCAAGGAGCACCUCGCACCUACCAUCCGCGCCACUGUCGCCCAGUUCAACAACGUGGCCAACUGUGUCAUUACCACCUGUCUUGGGGACCAGAGCAUGAAGGCCUCAGACAGGGCCCGGGUGGUGGAACACUGGAUCGAGGUGGCCAGGGAGUGCAGAGUGCUCAAGAAUUUCUCCUCCCUCUACGCCAUCCUCUCUGCUCUACAGAGCAAUGCCAUCCACCGCCUAAAGAAGACAUGGGAAGAGGUCUCCAGGGACAGUUUUCGAGUGUUCCAGAAACUGUCGGAAAUCUUCUCUGAUGAGAACAACUACUCCCUGAGCAGAGAGCUGCUCAUCAAGGAAGGAACCUCCAAGUUUGCCACGCUGGAAAUGAACCCAAGGAGAGCCCAGAGGCGGCAGAAGGAGACAGGUGUCAUCCAGGGCACUGUCCCCUACCUGGGCACAUUCCUCACUGACCUGGUGAUGCUGGACACUGCUAUGAAGGACUAUCUAUAUGGGAGACUCAUCAACUUUGAAAAGAGAAGGAAGGAGUUCGAAGUGAUCGCCCAGAUCAAGCUGUUACAGUCUGCCUGCAACAAUUACAGCAUUGCUCCCGAGGAGCACUUCGGAGCCUGGUUUCGAGCCAUGGAACGGCUCAGUGAGGCUGAGAGCUACAACCUUUCGUGUGAGCUGGAGCCCCCGUCUGAAUCAGCCAGCAACACCCUCAGGAGCAAGAAGAGCACAGCCAUUGUCAAGCGCUGGAGCGACCGCCAGGCUCCCAGCACAGAGCUUAGUACCAGUAGCAGCGCCCACUCCAAGUCCUGUGACCAGCUCCGGUGCGGCCCCUACCUCGGCAGCGGGGACAUCACUGACGCCCUCAGCGUGCACUCCGCUGGCUCUUCCAGCUCUGACGUGGAGGAGAUCAACAUGAGCUUUGUCCCGGAGUCCCCUGAUGGCCAGGAAAAGAAGUUCUGGGAGUCCGCCUCCCAGUCAUCGCCGGAGACCUCUGGCGUCAGCUCAGCCUCCAGCAGCACCUCCUCCUCCUCAGCCUCCACCACGCCCGUGUCUACCACGCGCACCCACAAGCGCUCCGUCUCAGGGGUCUGCAGCUACAGCUCCUCACUGCCACUCUAUAACCAGCAGGUGGGCGACUGCUGCAUCAUCCGGGUCAGCCUGGACGUGGACAACGGCAACAUGUACAAGAGCAUCCUGGUAACCAGCCAGGAUAAGGCCCCGACUGUCAUCCGAAAAGCCAUGGACAAACACAACCUGGACGAAGAUGAGCCAGAGGACUAUGAGCUGGUGCAGAUCAUCUCAGAGGACCACAAACUGAAGAUUCCAGAAAAUGCCAACGUGUUCUAUGCCAUGAACUCUACCGCCAACUAUGACUUUAUUCUAAAGAAGCGGACCUUUACCAAGGGGGCUAAGGUCAAGCAUGGCGCCAGCUCCACCCUCCCUCGCAUGAAGCAGAAAGGACUCAAGAUUGCCAAAGGCAUCUUCUAAGGACAUCUCCCAAGGUCUGGCUGGCUGGGACUAAGCACUUAGACUAGCGUGGCCCAGGCCACACAGGUACCUCUGUCCACCGGCCAGCCCAGGCUACCCCCAGACUCCAGUUUCACCCUAAACCUCUCCUGCUGCCGGGAUUGACACCUGCCGCUGACAGGCUGACCUGGCCUCCGGGGACCACUCGCCGCCUUAGGUGCCUUCUGCUCUCUGGAACCAGAGGACUAGCUGACUUUUGCCAAGGAGUGCUGCCAACUGGGCAUGGUACCUUGCCUGCCCUGGACACUACCCUCUACACUUUGCUGACACCUCCCCAGGUGCAGAUCACUGCCACCCAUGCCCCUGGAUGCUCCAGGACAUGCACACACCCAGCAGGGCUGACCGCUGCCUUCUCUCCCUGUGCCCACAGGCACGGGCCUGGGGCCUUCAUGGAAGUCCCGGCCUCUCUUCCCACACUCUAGCCUUUCUCAGGCUGCACCAAAGAUUCCACCUUCAGGGCCAACAGAGUGAGGGAGUCUCACCAGCCAUGAGCCCCAGCCCUCCCUCGGAUCAGAGAGAGAAGCUCUCAUGGACCACCCGGUUAGUAUCGAAUCCCAUACCACUGGAAGUGCCAUCCAACACCACUGCAUCCUGGGUUAUACAAGACUGUGUGAAAUGGGAGGCCGGGGAUAAGGAGAUUUGCGGGGAGGGGAAGUCGACUGAAUAUUUGUAUAAAAAGUAAAAAAGUUUACUGUUUGGGGUGGGGCAAUAUUUAUUUGUUGUAAAUAGAAAAUGCUAGACUUGAAUAUUAUAUUAAAAUCCCGUUUCUACUA